AUGUAUUAUUGUGAUGGUCACACUCAUCAUCAUCUUGAUGAUAUUGAUGAUGAUAACAAUGACAGUCUCCCCCUUCUUCUGUACAACCCUUCUCUACAUCCUGACGGAAACAACGACCACAUUAAUAAUUAUCAUCACCACAACAACCUUGAAGAACCAUUAAUCCAUGAUGAUCGGUUUAAUGGACAACGACGUGGGGUUUGGAUAUAUCUUUGUUUCCAAUGUAUGGAGUCGUAUCGUCUCAACCAUCACCAAUUUUCACCCCCACAACGACAUGUUUUUGACGUUGAGAAUAAACCAACAGUUAGGGUCUAUUGUAAAGCCAAAAUUGAUUUCUCUCUCACCGUACGUGAUGGUCAAGUCAUUCUUGCACCCUCUAACCCCUUUGAUCCUCAUCAGCAUUGGAUCAAAGAUGAGAUAUGUGGCAAAGAUGUGAAGGAUGAAGAAGGUUUUUCUUCUUUUGCGUUGGUCAAUAAAGCCACUGGCCUUGCUAUGAAACACUCUAUUGGUGUAAAGUUCAACUAA
Erigeron canadensis is the source of this 525-nucleotide messenger RNA. Its product is annotated as ricin B-like lectin R40G2. Bases 1 to 525 code for a protein of 174 amino acids. The record is from RefSeq and is a predicted model, not a curated record. The transcript is spliced from 3 exons. Lineage: Eukaryota; Viridiplantae; Streptophyta; Magnoliopsida; Asterales; Asteraceae.